AUGGAAUUUAGGAAUUCAUCCUAUGGGAAUGAGAGUUAUUUCUCCUCACCUCAGCAACAUGGGAAUAUGGAAUUCAAGGAUGCCACUGCUGCUGCUCACGCAGCUGCGGAAUCUGCAGAGCGAGCGAGUAUGGCUGCCCAAGCUGCUGCUGAACAUCUUGAAAAUAUCUCCCAGCAGUAUUCAAUGGACUCAAACAUGUCAGCUCGUGGCAUGAAAGAUGAGGAACUGAGAAAAAAAUUUGUCUCGACCUCCCAAUAUGAACAUCUUUCCAGACGGACAGUUAAUAAUUCCAUCCAUGGAACGAAUUCUACGAAUUAUGAACAGACUGACAGCAAUGAACCAGCCAAUCAAACAGGAGAGAUUGAAAAUGGUCUUAGUAACAUGGUGUGGAAUGAUGAUAAAUUCACUCGUGGUGCCUCUAAGUCGACAGCAGCUACCUUCAAUGAAAAAUCAUUAGUUACUAAUCAAAUUCCAGAUACAUAUUCUCAAAGAAAUUCAUCUGUUGGCAGGCAGACGGAGCAUUUUGGUGAAGUGAUCAUGAAGAGAGACUCAGGCAAUGAGAUGCAUUUUGUGAACGAAUUGCACAGUAAGAAUGCUCAGAAUGUUGAUCAUCAUGAAGUCAAAGACAGGGAACAAACAAGAUAUUCUUCUUCUCAUUCUCAAUCAAACACUUUCAGAGAUGAUUGUGAUGGUGCUUCUAACUUAAGUUGGCAGAAGACUGAAAAUGAUAAGAGAAACUCAGAUGAAAGGAAACAGUUUGUGAAUGAAUUACAUGAUAGAAGGACUUCUGAUUUUGCUGAUUAUCAGGAAGGAAGGACCGGCAAGCAGUCAAGCUCUUCAUCUUCCAGUUCAGACAAAUUUGAUUUGGAGGAAGAGCAUAAGGAACAUGAAUAUGGUAUGAACUUUUUGUCUCCAUUUCAAAGACCACCUACUCAUCCAUGUCCAUGUACACAUUCUUGGAGCACUGAGAAGAAGGUUGAGUCGCCUAAAGAGUCCACUUCGCAAUCGCAUAUCCUCUUGGAGAAGCAGUUUACUCCUAUCGUCUUCGAAAGUUCAACAAACUCAGCAGGCCCUUCACAUGUAGAUGACUUGCCUCCGACUUUCGAUAAUUACGGCCCUAGUUCAGAAAGUGAAGGGGAGCUAGACAAGUUUGAUAGGAACAACAAUUAUAUUAUAGGUAGUCAGAAAAAGAAUUUGGAAUCCCACGAAGCCGAAAACAUUAUUUUCAAUCAACCGUUGUCUGGGGACAUGGAAGAUGGCAUUCGAAACAAGGACUAUAGGUAUCCACCAUAUGCUUUAUCCUCUUCAGAGGCAGAGAAUGAUACACCUGCUGGAUUUAAGCAAUCACCCCCUCCCCUAGAGGAGGAUUCAGUUAGUUCCCGAUCUUACAAUCGAGAACCGAAAGGGAGUGAUGAAUCGAGUAUAAAACUCAGCAAGAGAGCAUCAGUCACUCGUGCUGAUUCCAGUGAUGACUUCGAGAAGGAAAGACCAAAACAUAGUUUUAGUAGCACUCGAGACCAAUACAACAGAAUGCCAAGCUUUGAAGAAGAUAGAAGAUCAACCUUAACUGUCCCCGCCGUGCCAUAUUUCGAUUUGGAAAAUAGUGAUUCCAAUGAAAAUCUUCCUAAAACAAGUCCAAAUGCUCGUUCGAGAACGCAAUUUCCUCAUCAGAAAAACGUUUCUCCUUCGAAUUCACCGGGAAAUUCCACCCUUGAAACAACAUUGUCCUCGGAGCCGACGGAAAAGGAACAUCCAUGUACAUCAGUCCCGGAGAUUGUAUCACCGGGUAGUUACAAGAGUUCAGAGGCUCAAACUUCAAUUGGGGAGAAGUCAACUCAUGUUCACCCAAAGCUUCCUGAUUAUGAUACCCUAACCGCAUUCUUAAAUCUCUCAAACAGAAUCGCCAAUGAAUACGUUUGUUCGUUUUGCUUUCUGAUACAGUGUUCUAAUAUUCAUUAUUAA
Molecule: messenger RNA, 1962 nt
Organism: Hibiscus syriacus
Lineage: Eukaryota; Viridiplantae; Streptophyta; Magnoliopsida; Malvales; Malvaceae
Exons: 2
Coding region: 1-1962 (653 amino acids)
Source: RefSeq, a predicted model, not a curated record